This is a messenger RNA of Manduca sexta (tobacco hornworm), 4742 nucleotides long. Its product is annotated as zinc finger protein 197. Gene Ontology annotation, biological process: regulation of transcription by RNA polymerase II. Gene Ontology annotation, molecular function: chromatin insulator sequence binding; zinc ion binding. The record is from RefSeq and is a predicted model, not a curated record. NCBI's taxonomy places the organism in Eukaryota, Metazoa, Arthropoda, Insecta, Lepidoptera, Sphingidae. The coding region runs from base 132 to 2081 and encodes 649 amino acids. The transcript is spliced from 14 exons. Gene Ontology annotation, cellular component: chromosome; nucleus.
GCCAUUUUGUGGUGUCGUGUUGAGUUGAACGUUCUUUACCAAAUUUCGUCUAUUUUACAUGGGAGUAUUACUUCUUGUUGUGAUUUGAAAAGUAAUCAAAACAAUAUUGUAUCGGCAAAUUAUUAACAGAAAUGGAACAGGGUGUUGAUAAUAACUACACGACGGUGUGCUGCACUUGUCUAAGCAGCGGUCGCAAUCUAUUUUCAUUAACUAAUUCGACUCAUGUUCUUCAAAUAUUUCGUUUGCUUAUGCACGACUACACCGGAGACAGGUUAGGCGAGACGAUUCCGGAACUGGAGCAGCUGGUGUGCUGGGAGUGCCUUGCGGUGAUGAAGAGGUUCGUCAAGUUCAAAUGGCAGGUGCACAACGCGCAGGAACAUCUGAGGGUGCUGGCGCUGAGCAGGACGCAAGAGAUGGUGGACCACUCAUACAUGUCGCAAUCCCUCUCCACUCUAGAAGUGGACACCAAAAACGACUACGACAAGAUAUUCUUCGACUUCUCAUUCGGUGGCGAUGACUGUCAACAGUACAUUGCAAUUACUACGUCUGAAAACGUUAAGAACGAACAAUAUGACGUCAUUCAGGCCGUGAGGGAUAAUAUUAACUUGGAUAUUGACGGACACAUACUUGAAGUACCGGAAAUAGUUCUGGAGAAUCCAGUGACUGGCAUGAUGUCGCACAUAGUGGUCGGGACGGAUACGUUAGUGUCCAACACGGAUACAUACGGGACCACUAUUAAAGGGGAACCACCACAUCUCACUAUCGGACCAAUACCAGAAAAAAACGAGAAAGUUGUGAUAUCAAAACCUAUAUGUAAACAAGAAAAGGUGGAGGUAAAAACGCCCGGCUACAUGAUGGAAUACAUGAACGAGACUGACAUGAUGGCUUGUAGAGAGGAAUUAAGAAACAAGGUGCAAUAUGCUGGCUCGGUUUACAAAUGCGAGCUGUGUAUCAUCGGGUUUUAUACUCAACAACAAGUUGAGGACCACUUCCUGUCUGCUCAUAGAGCGAAACCAGGGCAUACGGCAUGCAAAAUAUGCUACGUGUAUGUGGAGGAACCUAAAAUGAGAGCCCAUAUAGACAUGCACCAUUAUAGGUACGUGUGCAAACUAUGCGGUUAUGUGGAGUACAUAGUGAAGUUGAUGCAAAUGCAUGUGAGGUCGCAUCUCAGCAAGCAGGUGCCGAGUAACGUGAUCAAGAUAGGAGAUGUUGGGACCACCACGAGUGGUAAGACUAGAAAGAAAAAAGACAAGGAGAAAGACAGGGAAGUAAAGAGCACUCCAAAACCGGGCGACUUGAGGAAACUGCUCUCAAAAACAACCAUAGAAGGAUAUCAGUGUUUGGAAUGUGAUAUGUUUUUCAAGAAUUCCCGAGCCAGGAAAAAUCACGUGGCGCGAUGUCACAGAGAGGGCCUGCAGUGUGACCAUUGUAAAAAACGAUUCGUGAACAGAACAACGCUGGUAACUCAUCUCAGGCUCCACGAAGGCCCUCUCCCGCGCGAGGAGUGUCCCAUCUGUCACAAGAUGGUGCGCGUCAUUCAGUUAAAGUACCACAUACGGCGUCAUCAGAACAGAAGUCGAUAUGAAUGUACAGAUUGCAGCAAAGUGUUCUCGCACUUGGCGACUUACCAGGCGCAUCUCAAGUACUCCAGGGCGCAUGCGUCGGAUCAAGUUUUCAAAUUUCCAUGUCCAAUGUGCAAUAAAGGCUAUCCGACCAAGCAGGCUAUGCAGGACCACUUCAAUUACCAACAUCUAGGAAAGACUUCGCACAAAUGUCCAAUAUGUGAAAAGCCUAUAGCCUCCAGAUCUAAUGUAGAUAAACACAUAAUGAGAGUACACGGCGAGAAGAAGGAGAAACCUCGGAAUCAUGUGUGUCAGAUGUGCGGCAAAGGAUUCACUGACAAGAAAGCCCUCACCCAACACGAAGUGAUUCACUCGAGGGAUCGUCCACUCUCCUGCGACAUUUGUCAGCAAACGUUCAAGCAAAAAGCGUCCUUAUACACGCACAGGAAACGCGUGCACAAAGUGUUUCCUACGAAGCGAGUGGUGCAAUACAUGGACAGUGGAACUGAGACGCAGUAGGUGGAUUAGGUUUAGGUACGGUCAGCAAAAAAAGAUGUUAACAAAUUAAUAACUUUAAAUCACUUUGAUAAUUUUAUGUUACUACAAUUGACUAUAAAAAUUACGAUUAAACUAAAAUUAUAGAUUUUUUUAUGCUUUGGCGAGACGAACUUGGAGUUCGUCUGAUGGUAAGCGAUACGACCGAUAAACAAAAGAAACACCAACACCUUGAAUUCCAAGUAUUGUUUGGUAUUCCACUGCGCUCGCCAUCCUGAGACAUCUCAUGUCUCAUUUUGUCCAGUAGUUACACUGGCUACAAUGUUCUUCAAACUGGUAUACAACAGCUUUGAAGUUUUGAAUUUGUUCAGUAAUUUAUGCGGUUGACUGUACAAGAUGGAGGCAAUAGGCUAAUAUCUCUGUUAAUAUUUUUUCUUUAUUAUAACAUAACAGUUAGGAAGUUUUAUUAAAAUAAUAAUUGUUAUUUUUUUGUAUUAUUAACAACUAACUUUUGCUCGCGGCUUCGUCCGCGUGAAUAAGUUUUCCGGGAUAAAAGUCCCGCUAUAUAUUUUCCUGGGAUAAAAAGUAAAGCCCAUAACCGUCCCAGGGUCUUAAACUAUCUCCAUACCAAAUUUCAUAAAAAUCCGUUCAGUGGAUUUUGAGAAAAUCGACAUACAGACAGAUAAGGGGUCUUUAUUUUACAAUAUGUAUAGAUGUAUGCAUAAACUUGUUGACGGACUAUAAAAGAAUGGUAUUAAAAAAUUAUCCCAGUCGGUAUCUAAAGAUCGAUCCAAAAAAAAAACAAUCAACAUAAGUAGUCUUGCGAUCAAACUCUAUUCUGAUUAGUUUAUUUUCUAUCUGACUUCGAUCAAGUUUGUUUUUCGGUAAACUGACUUUAAAAAUCGAUUAUCGUAUCGAUUACAAUCUUUUAAUCGAUAGUGGACUUUGAAAAUCUGAUAUAGCCAAUAGUAUUAUAACAUAAACUUCGCUUCAGUUGGCUGUCAGAUAAAAAAAACGAUUUUAGUAUCAUUUCGAUUUAAAAAAUCGAUUAUCAUAUCCAUUACAAUCUUUGAAUCGAUAGUGGGCCUUGAAAAUCGGACAUAGUCAAUAGUAUAACUUGAACUUCACUUCAGUUGACUGUCAGAUAAAAAAAAAUCGAUUUUAAGAUCGACAACGAAAAUGGAUCAAAAUAAACUUAACGUUUGAGUAAUUUUGAUUGGUUAAUUUUGACUAUUGAUUAGUUGGCUGAGGUUUUAGAAAUGGGUACUAGGGCUGUCAAUUGAAAUUAUCGAUAGAUACUUGUACGCAUUAUAUGCUGACAGUAUUGUUUGUGAUUACAGAAACUUGUAAUAAAAUAGUGUAAUAAAGUAUUUACUGUAAAUAAAUGAAAAUGAAGAUAUUAGUGCAUUAGCCAUGUAUACAUAAAAGUAAUUUAAAAAAAAUGUUAUCAAGUGUUUUUUGGUCUAAAUAAAAUGUCGCUGACUCACUAUGACAAGAUUCUAUGUUACAUUUUUUGGCACAAAUUGAAUUAUAUAUCGCAUUUUUUUAAUGGGAUGCUGGAAUCCCCCGGCUUAGUGACUUCUGGGCCUGGAGGAAAGGAGGGGAUAGCUGGGAAGGAAGUAGCUACCCCCUCCCUAUUACCCUCGGAACUGCUGUGGUUGCUAAGCCGGGGGAUCGCCUGUACACCAUUCGCAAGGUACCCCCGGUGAAAACCAACGGUGGCUCUCCCAAAUAUAUAUAUAUAAGUAUAUAGCAGCCCUAAAUAUUGAAUUUUUCGAGGCGGAGCAAAAUCUGGAAAAUACCACCCCUAUAUUUUUACCUUUGUCAUCAUUGUUUCGCACCCCGCGGGAAAUAUUUUGUGUUUAAUGUUCUGAACGUCUUAGUUGCAAAGUUGCAUUAAUGUUGAGUUGUGUAAUACCAAGUUUGCAUUUGCCGACCUCUAAAUUCGCCGCCCGGUAUGGGUCCAAAUCCCUCCAGAUUUUUUUUAGCACCCACGGUUUGAGUAAAUUAUUAUAGUCCGUUCAGAAAGAAAACCGUCGUGGCAUUUGAAUCGCUACUAUGCUUAAUUACUUUUAUUAUUUAGUUUCGAUAUGUUUCUAUACAAAAAUCCCUUAAAAUAACACGCAAGAUCAUUUAUAACAAGCAAUACAUGAGAAAUAUGUUUAACAUUUACCAAAUGGUGGGGAAGGGUUGCUAUAUAAAAAUCGUAAAGUUAGUUCACUUUUCGGCCAUGACGGUUCUCUUUCUGAACAAACUAUGUAGAGUUAUUUUCAAUGUAAUGUAGUUACAUUUAGUAACGUAAUGUCAAAAUUAACCUUUAUAAGCAGAGUUUAAAGCAAUGUGAUGCCUUUAUAGACACACGUCUUCAUGUUUAGUAUUAUGGAAUAUACAUGUUUCAAAUUUUGAUUUUUUAUGUUUACGCGAAUGUUAAACAUUGAAAUAAAACUAUUUUGCGGUUUUUAUAUUAUAAUUUUCUCCACACUUUUCGAAGACAGCAACUGAAGUCUGGCAAGCUUCAAGACACUGAGCUCAUUCUGCGUAGAUCGGACCGCCAACAGCUAAAAAAUUUAAAAAUUGCAUAAUUGUGAAAGUUAGGUAGAUAUUGUAACUUUAACUUUGAUGACGAACAGCUCAGUCCGCUCCGUGACCACGAAAGCUGCAGUCUUCGAAACGUCGGGAAAAAAA